AUGUAUUUUUCUCUUUUUCUUUGCCUCGAGGACGAGCGCAAGGCUCUUGAGGCUGAAGAACUGAGCAGGCCAAAUAUCAACGAAGGCAAAAUAGCUUUAACGAGUAAACGGAAAGUACUGACAUUUGCAUUUGUGAUCUUGGAGUUAGAAGCAUUUAAGGCCUUGAGUGGCUCAUGUCUCUGCGAAGACCUUCCUGUGACCAUCGUGAGGAGCAGCCAAGUGAACCCCGACGAGAACGGCGCCCACAGCUCCAACUUCGAGGCCGAGAACGGCAUCGUGUUCCAGUUCUCUGGCAAAGAGGCUGAAGAGGGUGGCGCCAACAUGGUCGGAUACUUCACCUACCCCCAGGAGGACGGCUCUCUGGCCAAAGUCAAGUUCGUGGCCGACGAGAACGGCUUCCAGCCCGAGUCGUCGCUCCUGCCCGUGGCCCCCGCCUUCCCCCACCCCAACCCCCAGUUCGUCCUCGACCAGAUCGAGUUCGCCCGCCUCGAGGACGAGCGCAAGGCUCUUGAGGAUGAAGAGUAA
Messenger RNA from Penaeus indicus, 525 nucleotides. Its product is annotated as cuticle protein AMP4-like. Bases 1 to 525 code for a protein of 174 amino acids. NCBI's taxonomy places the organism in Eukaryota, Metazoa, Arthropoda, Malacostraca, Decapoda, Penaeidae. The record is from RefSeq and is a predicted model, not a curated record. The transcript has 5 exons.